Bombina bombina (fire-bellied toad) is the source of this 8737-nucleotide messenger RNA. RefSeq names its product bridge-like lipid transfer protein family member 3A (gene BLTP3A). Gene Ontology annotation, molecular function: histone deacetylase binding. The coding region runs from base 68 to 3763 and encodes 1231 amino acids. NCBI's taxonomy places the organism in Eukaryota, Metazoa, Chordata, Amphibia, Anura, Bombinatoridae. The record is from RefSeq and is a predicted model, not a curated record. The transcript has 21 exons.
GGGAUGCAUGUUGUGGAGGACCUGACAGGAGUAGGUCGGGGGAUAACAACACGGAGCCAGGACUGGGAUGGCGGGAAUUAUCAAGAGGCAAAUCUUAAAACACUUGUCAAGGUUCACCAAGAACUUGUCUCCAGAGCAAAUAAACCUGAGUACUUUAAGGGGUGAGGGACACCUCUCAGACCUGCAGCUUGAUGAGGAGGCUAUCCAGAACAUGCUGGAUCUGCCCACAUGGCUGGCCAUCACACGCGUCUACUGUAACAGGGCUGCCAUCCGGAUACAAUGGACCAAGUUAAAAACUCAUCCCAUUUGCCUGAUCCUAGAUAGGGUGGAGGUUGAAAUGAAAACAUGUGAGGACCCUCGACCACCGAAUGGUGCAUCCCCCAUUGCUAUGGCAGCAGGAGGGAGUGAAUAUGGCUUUGCUGAGAAAGUGGUUGAAGGUAUGUUCUUAGAGGUUGGCUGUGUUAGCAUAAAGAUUGAAUCCCGCACUUUCCGAGCAUCUCUACAGCUUUGGCAACUUCAGAGUUAUAGUGUCAGCCCAAAUUGGCAGCAGAGUGACCUGCGCUUCACCCGCCUCACGCACCCUCAACGUGGAGAGCUUCUCACCUUUAAAGAAGUAAAUUGGCAGACCCUCCGUAUUGAGGCUGAUGCAUCUGAAAACUGUGAGAAUGCUCCCAGCACCCCAUUACGUCUUUUAACCAAUCGGGGACGACUGCUUGUGGCACUCAAAAGAAGGACUAAGGACUGUAUGGUUUUAUCUACCAAGUUGUCCCUCAUCCUUGAUGACCUUUUGUGGGUCCUCACAGACUCACAGCUGCGGGCCCUGCUGUCAUACACCAAGUCUCUAAGUGAAGCCGUCCAGAAAUCAGUGCAACAGAGGAAAGAGAGAGGAGUGAGUCAGACCCCUUCCUCUCCAACAGCUCCCCCUCCCUGGUCUCUCUCUCCUCCACCCCCAACCAGCAGCUCCAGCUUAGGUCAAUACUUUGAUAAGUUCGACGUAAAAGAGACCUCCUAUCAUGUGCUCAUCUCCAGGCUGGACCUGCAUGUCUGUGACGAGAGCCAGGCACGAGGAACAGUAUCAGGAGGAGCAAUUCACUUGACGUUCCGCAAAAUCACCCUCGAUUACUACCCCUCCCACAGAUCAGGGCAGAGCUGUACACACUGGCAUCGUGUGUCCCCUGCAAUGGGAUCAUUUGAGAAGUGGGCACAAGACCUGGCAGAAGAAAGAGAAAAAAAGGAGGAAGAGGAGGACUACAUAUUGGGAAGACUGCCUUCCCAGAAACAAGGCAGUGGGAAAUCCUCUUCUGCUCCUCUCUACUUCAGCUCUAUCCUGAUCCGAGUAGAUGAUUUGGAUAUAAAUCAGGUCUCAUCGUCCGGCGAGAUCCCUCAGAAGCCUCCCCUUAUUUCUUGUGGCCGACUUCCAGAUGCAUGCUCUGCCAUCCACUUGCAGUACGCAGAGUAUUACCGCCUCCCCGGUGACAGGCGCCCAGUGCCCUGCCCUGCCCUGUACAUCCAGCUACAUAGUUUGUUGCUUUCCCUAGCAUCUCCUUCCGUUAUCUGGUUGAAUCUAUUUCUGCUGGAUUUCUCACAACGCCUUCAACAGUUUACCAGUAUCACUUCUGCAGUAGGGGAUAGAGCAAAGGAGCACAGAGAUGUGCGUCUAGAUGGAUUCAACCUCAAGCUUCGAUUUCCCGUGCCCCUCCCUCCUUUCAGUCCAGCCAAUCGUCCCAACUCUGUGUGUGCUCAUCUCUCUUUAGUAACCAUUACAAACACACGGCAAGCCCCUGGAUCCUCCCUUCCGUUACUUCAAGAGACGUUCCGCUUGUUUGCUGCUCAUCAUUCCUUCCACUGGCCCCCAGGCCCCUUGCAUCCAGUCUUCCUUGCCCAUGCCUACCCCUCAUCAUCUCCUCCAGGGAAUGCUUUGUGGGCCAUGCACAGCCCAGGCUUGUCCCUGUAUUUUGAAGGUGGAACACCAAGGCACCAGGAAUUUAUGCACCCUGUACAGUUCACUGCCUGGGUCUGUCUGCUCAGCCCUGAUGAUCAAUUACAUGUGUUGUUUAGUGUAAAGGACCUAGCAAGACUGCAGCUAAACCACUACCAGUACCUCACACUUUUACGUGCCCAAGAGGAGCUACAAGCUCUGCUGGAGGGAUUUGAAAGCUUUGUACCAUCGCUUCCUAGUUCUACAGAGUCCUCUCCACACCCCACCCCCACAAUAGCCUGUGUUGGCUUCAUGGUUCCAGAAAUAAUUUUAACUCUGCUGCUCCCUCCUUCCACAUCCUCAGGCACCCCUCUUCGGCGGGGAGAAUCUGAGCAGAGCAGUUUGCUUGGAUCUGAAAUGACAGAAGGGGGCAUGGGAAGUGAAGGGGAAGUUCAUAGAUUGAGUCCUAUCGAUGGGGAAAGGCCACAAGACCCUCUGAAUGGGAAGAGAUUAGAUUACAAGUCUAAUCAAGAGGAUUCUGUACAGGACAAGACUCUGGUUCAUGAUUCCCAGCAAGGAAUGCUUCAGGUAAAGGAAAGCAGGCCUAACUCCUCACAUGAGGAUCUUACUUCGGAAGCUCUACAGGGAAAGGAGCCUAUGCAAGAUGUUUUGCAGGAGAUGGAACUUUUGCAUGGUUCUUCAGAAAAGAAGGGACAGACUCCAAUUGGCUUGCAAGGGAAGGAUCAGCCAAAAGAUGUGCUGCCAGAAAAGGAGGUGUUGCGAAAUGUUUCACAAGGAAAAGAUUUUGCACGUGACACUUUGCUUUCCACAUUUGGAUUGACACGAGAAACAAUUAACCUUGGAAGGGAGAGAAUGCAACGCUUCUUGAAAGACACAAAACCGAAAGAAAAUGACCCUCAUAACCGCAUCCAUGCAUCUCUCUCACGGACACCGUCUCAACAGUCUCUUGAUACUAUCUCUUUAGAGAGCUUUGAUGUUUUGUCCCUUGACAGUGAAACUAGCGAUGGCUUUGUAGUUCUAUUAGAUUCAGCUCUUUCAACUGGUUUAGAUCAAUCUGGAGAUGCUACUGGAUCUGGGGAAUCUGUGGUAGCUGAGCAAAAUGAUGCUUCCCAGAGUACAGAGGGACCAGAACCACAGCAGAUCCUGACGGUUGCACUUUACAACAUCAGCUCUGUUUCGCACCUACAAGGGAGCAAUCUCUGUACCACUGUCCAAGCCAUGGAUAUCAGUUUUGGUCCAAAGACUGAAAACAGCGAGGAUCCCCUAGAGGCAAUGUCACCUACCUCACCUACGUCUCCUACCUCUCCCCCUUCACCUCCACGUGUCCAUCUUCAGUUUGACAUAGGUCCUGUCGCUGCCCCUCUUUCACCCUUAGCCCAGCGCAAUGGAUUUUUGCAGUUAUGGAUUCAAAACUUAAGCUCAGAAAUCCCUGUUUCUUCCCUGACUCACCUUGGACCAUUUCUUGAGGAUGAACAGCCACCUGAAAUCAUCCCCAUCACCAUCGCGGUAGCUCAAAGCUGCAUUACACUCAGGGAUGAUGGUCCCCGUCUUUACCCUUCCCCAUUACCCCCUGAGCCAGUCACCUUCAGUCUGCAGAAUCUCAAGUUGCAUCGCAAAGAAGAUGGAAUCUUCUAUAUCUCAGGAGAUGAUGAGAGUAUUGUCUCACCUCUAAAAAAAGAAGGCACUGCAGUGGAAAUAUCACAAACCAAAGAGGAUUUGCAAAAAGAACUAUUCGCUGUUAAGGCUGAGCUAGAACAGCAGAGAAAACAGCAGCAGCGAAUCCUAAAGGAACUCCAGAAACACAACCCAAAUUUUCAGCUAUAACAUUGGAUGCUGGGGGCCGCUGUAAACCCAUCCCUAGAGCUUAAUUGCUCUGUAGCAGUAUUAGUGUGCGCGUUUACCAUUUUGUGUUCGGACAGUCUUCUCAUUUGAAAGAUAACAAUUUUCUAAAGAAUGUUACCUUUAGUGCCGGAAAGGAUAUUAUGAAGAAUGCCAUGAAAAAGCACCUGCCACUGAAGUAAGGUUUUCAAAUCUAUACAUUCAUCUCCAUGACAUUGAAUAAUUUGAAGUGAGAGUAUCCAACUACAGCCCUCGAGGACCUCAAAUAGACUUGGAUUUCAUGACCUCUCUGCUUCAGUUUGGGUCAUUUAAAAAAAAAGUAGAGUAAAUCAUAUUAACUAACCAACGUUCACAAAGAGGGUACCUGAAAAUCUAAUCUUUUUGCAACCCUUCAAAAAAUGGAGGUAGUCAUCCCUGGUUAGAGGCAGAAAACUUCUAACUGAGCACUACAACAUAUAUUGCAGUACAGAUUGGUGCUGAUAAUCUACUAUCUAUUUAAAUGCUGCUGUAUUUAAACUUGCCUCACCAAGACUUCUACUAGAUUUGAGAACCAGUGGUUUUAAGAGUGAAAACACCAUCUGGAAGAAGCAUUUUUGAUGACAUCCCACUGCUGACACCAUAACUUGUUGCCUAAUUAUAUUACAUGGCUCUUUCUGAGCACUUGCUGACUGUUUCAUAACUGACUGUUACAUAAUAUUUUGUACAGAAAAAAAUAUUUUAAUCCGUUUUAGUGAAAAAUUACAUUUAACCUGCUGUAAAAAAGUAUACAACAAAAUUUAAAGGUGUGUAUAUAUGUAUAUAAAAUUAUACACAGAAAUGUGUACGAAUAUACUAACUGCACAUGUAUUAGCAUUCAUGUUUAAUGAAAUAUUGUAUGUAUCAAAUGUAUGUAAGUGUUAAAAAAAAUAUAUAUAUAUAUAUAUAAUUUAUAUUUGUGAUAAAGCAAUUUUUCAUGCUGAGAGUGACAGCACAAUCAUUACUCCUCUGAUGGUGAAACUGCUUUACAUAAAAGGUCAAAAAGUAUUCAGGGUCUUCUUUUAAAGGGACAGCCUACUUUUAAAUUUUUAUGCAUCCCUUUUAUUACCCAUUGCCCAGUUUUGCAUAACCAACACCGUUUUAUUAUAUACUUUUUACAUCUGUUAUCACCUUGUAUCUAAGCCUCUGCAGACUACCCCCUUAUCUCAAUUCUUUUGACAAACUUACAUUUUAGCCAAUCAGUGCUGACUCAUUUAUAACUCAACAGGAGUGAGCACAAUGUUAUCUAUAUGGCACACAUGAACUAGCACUGUCUGACUAGCUGUUAAAAGCCACUAAAAUCCACUAGGGUAAGAGGUGGGCUGUAAUGGCUUAGAAGCAGGCAGAAAUUUAGUGGUAUACAGGUUAUAAAGUAUAUAAAUAUAAUAAUAUUGGUUGUGCAAAACUGGUAAAUGGGUAUUAAAGGUGUUAUCUAUUUAUUUAUUUUUAAACAAUAAAAUAAAUCCAGUAGACUGUCCCUUUAAUUAGACUGCUCUUCUCGUUCAGAUUUAAUUUUAUGCAUACAAGCUGGAAGGGUUUUUGGAGAGAGAAUAAAAAAACUCCCCAGUGUGCCAUCAGUCAUUUUGAGCAUGAUUAAACUAAUAUCAUAAGUAUAAAUCUUGUUUUAUGUUCUGUUCUAUGAUGACAGCACAUUUAUUACUCUUGGUUUCUUACUAAAGCAGAACGGUACUUAGAACUGACCAAAUUUCCAUUGAAUGCUUCUUGCACCAGCAAAAUUACUUUGAAUUGGAGAAUAGCAUGGAAGUGAGACUAUAUGACACUGAAGCCUCAUUAUACCUAGCCCACCUCUUGAAUCAUCCCUUUGGGGGGGAUUGGGGAUAUUGUUCACAAUCAUUUUCUGGAGUAAAAGUGCCAUUAUAGUGAAAAAAUGAUAUGCUGUCAUACGCUGGCUAGACUAUGUAAUUUUAUCACUAGCCAUCCCAUCAACAGCGCUAGUCACACAACCCAGCUGUGUAACAUGAGCUGCUGACCUGGGGCAGCGUCAAUUUCCGCUCAGGAUGCAAAAGUACAUUAACUAUGUGUUUAACCCCUUUUGCGGCAGUUAAAUACAUGGAGUUGCAGGGUCAAUAGUGAUGAAAUGACAUGCUCUAAUGAGUGACAACAUGAUUUGGGAAUUCCAGAAGAAAGGUUAAGGUGAGAUCAAAGAAAGAAACCGGCGCGAUUACCUUACUGUAAAUGGAUAACGUUCCCUGCAUGCUGUGUGGCCAAUUGAAAGAUUGCUGCUUUGUGUUAAAGGGACAUAAUCAAAGAUAUUUUCUCUUCCAUCUAAAAGUGAAUGUUUCCAAAUAUAUUCGUUUUUUUAUUUUUAAAUGGAUGUUCCAUUGCUGAAGAAAUAAACCAUUUCUAUGGUAGUUGUCCCUAUUAGUGAGCAGUGGAGAGCAAGGACUCGGUUGUUCCUGUUAGUUUCACUUUAAAUAUAAAAAGCUUUUACUUAAAGGGAAAUUAAAUUCAAAAUUAUAUUCCCCAAACCAUGUAAACUACAUUAUUAAAACACUUUUCUAUUUAUUUUUUUUGCCAGAUUUUCCUGUAAUUUAACUCCCGGCAGAGAAAUAGGAGUGCAUUCCAUUUAAUUCAAAACCCUGGGGCUUAUACGUGCUACACAGUGAUUGGCUGUGUUUAAGUUUGUUUAUAUCUGGCCCUAAUUGGCCUCAGUUAAGGAAGUAAGAUUUAAAAAAUAAAUAAAUGGGGUCUUGGGAUUACCAAACAAUGCAUAUUAUUCUAACAAAAUGACUAAUUUUAAAUGCAUUUAUUUUGUAUGCAGAUCUGUUGCAAUUUCAAGAAUAAUUUCUAAUGGAUAAAUAUAAAAUUGGCUAUAUUGUGACUUCCAUGUCAAUAUAACCUUUUGUCACACACAAACAUUUUUAUUAUGUUUGCUGCUUUUUCAUAUACAUGGCAGAAAAUGUUGUACAUAAUGUCCCUUUAAAUUCUGGGCCAAGAGUAACUUAAAGGGAUAGUCUAGGCCAAAAUAAACUUUCAUGAUUCAGAUAGGGCAUGUAAUUUUAAACAAUUUUCCAAUUUACUUUUAUCACCAAUUUUGCUUUGUUCUCUUGGUAUUGUUAGUUGAAAGCUUAACCUAGGAGGUUCAUAUGCUAAUUUCUUAGACCUUGAAGGCCACCUCUUUUCAGAAUGCAUUUUAAUAGUUUUUCACCACUAGAGGGUGUUAAUUUAUGUGUUUCAUAUAGAUAACACUGUGCUCGUGCACGUGAAGUUAUCUGGGAGCAGGCACUGAUUGGCUAAACUGCAAGUCUGUCAAAAGAACUGAAAUAAAGGGGCAGUUUGCAGAGGCUUAGAUACAAGAUAAUCACAGAGGUUAACAGUAUAUUAAUAUAACUGUGUUGGUUGUGCAAAACUGGGGAAUGGGUAAUAAAGGGAUUAUCUAUCUUUUAAAACAAUAAAAAUGCUGGUGUAGACUGUCCCUUUAACCUUUACUUACAUUAUAGCGGAAUAGUCAGGGGUUCACAAAUGACACAUGAAGCUGUAGGAAAAUCCCUGCCUAGUAAAUAUGUAUACACACUGGGCAUGAAUAAUAGUUGUAGAACCACAGUAUAUAUAAUAAAAGCUUUCUGACAUAUGAGUUGUAGCAAGGAAUUUUUCAGUAGGUAUGGACAUUGGCAUAUAAGAUGCUGGUUACAAGAAGAUUGUCUUUUUGCACGGUCUAUAUUUUCUAUGUUACAAAUAUUCUGAGAAAUAUUCCUGAUACAUAUCCGUUCCUACUCAUCCAAGAUGAUGAAAGCUUGUGUGUGCUCGUAGUCCAUCUAACUAGGGAUACCAAACCCAUUUUUUUUUCUUUAAAGAGCAUGCAAUUUUAAGCACUUUUCUAAUUUACUCCUAUUAUAACAUGUUCUUUGUUCUCUUUAUAUCUUUAUUUAAAAAGCAAGAAUGUUAGCUUAGGAGCCGGACCAUUUUUGGUUCAGAACCUGGGUUACACUUGCUUAUUGGUGGCUAAAUGUAGACACCAGUAAGCAAGCACUAUCCAGAGUGCUGAACCUAAAAUGGGCCGGCUCCUACGCUUUACAUUCCUGCUUUUUAAAUAAAGAUAGCAAGAGAAUGAAGAAAAAUUGAUAAUGGGAGUAAAUUAGAAAGGUGCUUAAAACUGCACGCUCUAUCUGAAUCUAUAUUAAAAAAAAAUUGGGUUUAGUAUCCCUUUAACACCAUAAAUGUGCAACGAGAUGUUUCCAUAUGUAACACACUAUUCUGCAACAGGGCAUAGUACAUAAAACUUUUAAAUUACUUACACACUUUCUGCCUUUUUCGUGUGAAACUGCUUAUUCAAUAGUAAUAAAUGUGCUUUCACAACAAUAUUAAAGGGACUUUGAACAGUAAAUGUUAGAUUUAAUUAUGUAUUCAAAACAAAGAUUAGUCUGAGAAUAAUGUAUAGAUGUAUUUUGUUUUUUAAAUUAUUUUAGUAAUUUAAAUAUUGAAGAAAUAAGUGUAAAAAUGAGUCUCAAUAUAGUCCCGGGUGCUGCCAUGUUGUAACCUAGGUCUAAGGUUUUUGCUUAUCUCCUUUGCUGAGGACAGUUAUUAAUAAGCUACCAGAGUAACAGUCUUAUAGUGUUUUAUGUCCCUUUAAAGACACAUGUCUAAUUGUUAUAGAUCUAUCUGUGCAAUUAUAUACAUCUACACACACCUAUCGCUCCAUGUGUAUGUGUGCAUAUAUGGAUUUUGCACUUAGACUGCAAGGAUGAAUUCACACAAAGGGUACUUCUCCCUAUGUUGGGGUGAGGGAACUUUGCAGUAUUCCAUUUCCACACAAAUACAUUAAGCACAUAAAAUUUUAUUGGUACUAAAACGUUUCUGUGAACCUCUUACUGAAAACUAAAUACGUUAUGUGUGUCUGAUUAAUGUGCAAUGGAAAAAGAUGUUGGACACUAAGGGAAGUAAAAAGCUUAACUAAUUAAAUGCUAACUGGUUGAAGAUGUAAAA